This is a messenger RNA of Phycodurus eques (leafy seadragon), 2810 nucleotides long. It is a transcript of the gene tmem276b, whose product is annotated as transmembrane protein 276b. Bases 253 to 1140 code for a protein of 295 amino acids. The transcript is spliced from 4 exons. Gene Ontology annotation, cellular component: membrane. NCBI's taxonomy places the organism in Eukaryota, Metazoa, Chordata, Actinopteri, Syngnathiformes, Syngnathidae. The record is from RefSeq and is a predicted model, not a curated record.
GCAGCGCUGCUCGCCAUCCAUCCGCUCCUCCUGUACCACAACAGAUGGUGACAACAACAUUGCAUCGAGCGGGGAGCACAACAACAGACUGCAGCAUCCUGUCCGUGCAACACGGACCUUUUCCGUCAGCAUGCUCGCAGGGCAGGACCGCGUGAGGCAGUGACUUCACGCGGCAGCAGAGGCACCACCACCACCACCACCACGGCCACCGGAGGAAGCUUCUCGCCUAGCUGUCUCCGUCGAGUGGGGAAGAUGGCCGCUAUGAAAAUAUUAACCAGUGGAGGUCUCUUCCUGGCGUUGUGCGCGCUGGGGCUUCUCGCCAUGGCGAUUUGCACCGACUACUGGUACGAGACGGACGCGAGGAGGCACCGCGAGAGGUGUAAAAACUACGCCAACAAGCGCAACGACCCGGGCUACAUCUACAUCUCCAACCACAACCUCCCCCUCCGGAUGCCUCCCAAGAGGAGAGCAGGCGGCCCGGAGACUGCGCCUCUCGUUCGGGGCAAGCGACACUUUGUGGCCGCAGCCUCCGCGAUGGAGGCUCACUGCAGUCGGCAGUUCAACUCAACGGUGUCCGGCCUUUGGAGGAAAUGUCACCGAGAGGGAUUCGACCUUGAAACCGAGGACCUCAUUUACAAAGGAAUAAUUCAAAGAUGUAGUCCGGUAAAGUAUCACUACACUUCGUCCAUUCUUCCACGAAAUUUACCCGUCAACAUCACGAAGACCAUACGACAGGAUGAAUGGCAUGCACUUCAUCUAAGAAGAAUGACGGCUGGCUUCGUUGGUAUGGCUGUCUCCAUAAUUCUUUUUGGCUGGAUAAUUGGAGUGCUGGGAUGCUGCCAACAGCAUGAUCUCAUGCAAUAUGUGGCUGGGCUACUCUUUCUCAUGGGAGGAACAUGCUGCAUCAUCUCCUUGUGCACAUGUGUGGCUGGAAUCAACUUUGAGUUAUCCCGCGACCCUCGCCACAUGUACGGCCUUCCUGAGGACAUUAGCCAUGGCUAUGGCUGGUCCAUGUUUUGUGCCUGGGGCGGCCUCGGCCUUACUUUGCUGGCCGGGUUCCUCUGCACCUUGGCCCCCUCCCUGAGCACACCGGCCCGCACGACACCUCACAAGCCGAGGCACGAGAAUGGAACCGUGUGACAGGGCCCGGGCGACUAACCCACCGAGCACACAAACUACACCAUUCAAAACUUUGAUGUUAAAAUCUACAACCGUUUUUGUCUCCUCACCUUCUCACCGCACCCUCAAUAUUGCCAUCCCUCUCAGUCUGCAUCGUGCCUGAGUUGUGAUAGCACACAUUCUGGAACAAAGAACUAACAGACUUCAAACUUCUUGAACCCCCCCAAAAGGACCUCCAGGGACACCAAGAGUGCAACGUUACGUCUGAAAGGCGCUUUGGCUCUCAUAGCACAAGGUUUUUUUGAUCCUCUCUUUUUUGACAUGCUGAUUUUAUGGCAAUCUGAAGGUGACUGUUUUACAAUGGUGCUCUCCUUAAUCCAUUUGCUACACACACUCCUACAGGCACGCACAGACCCAUGCAGAUGGACACCAGCUUUUCCACAUGCUCAUUUUCUGCUGAUGAAUCAUGAGAAAAAUCAUCCAGACACAGCAAAUCACAUCCUGUAAAAUGAGGCUAGAACAUCCCCUUACUCUUUUUUUGAAUAGAGUGAUGUCUGCUGUUAUUGUUUGCGAUGGGAGGGAAAAGAAAUCUGGCAAUGAGUGCCCAUUGCUUCCUGUUAAUGUAGCACAAUGAUAUCAAACAUUAGCCCUACCAUGGUAGAUGUCUGCAUUCUCUGCUGGAUUAAUCAAGUGGUGUGGGAAGCACCACAAAAUACACAUGACUAAAUUUGCAUGAAAAAGCAAACCAUUUGAUCAUCUCUUAAAAUAUUUGUGUGUGUGUGCGUGUGUGUAUGUGUGUACAAUUGCAUCUCUUUGUAGACUAAGGUACAUUAUUUAUGUAAAGUAGAUUUUGAAUAAGGUUGUUUAUGUCUUUUUGGGUUGAAACAAUGACGCCUGACAGAAUGAAAGCGCAUGCUCAGCAGGAUGGUGGUAAAGGUUUAUGCUCGAGGGAUGAAUCCAUUAUAGGAUUUAGCCACAAUGAUGGCAUUUUGAGUUUGGUGGAGUGAGGAAGAACUGAAAUGCGUAACUAUGAGGGACCGUUAGCGACAUUAUUCAGGUUUAGCUCUCACACUUACUAUUCAAAUGCUUUCACACGCACACAAACUACUGAAAGGCUCUCAUAAGGACUACUCAAACACUCAAGUCUUGCUCUCAUUAACACUACUCAAAUGCUCUCAUUUACAGUACUCAAAUGCUCUCAUUUACACUACUCACACACUCUUUUUUUACACUACUCAAAUGCUCUCAUUGACACUAGUCAAAUGCUCUCAUUUAUGCUACUCAAAUGCUCUCACACACACGCGUCUUGCUCUCAUCAACACUCCUCAAAUGCGAGCACGUGAAUCACAUUCUUGCACACAUCACUGGCAGUCACGAGUUCAUGUCAAUCAUGCUCACGCAUGAAUAGUGUAAAUCUUUUAUUAGGAAGUUCAAUUCAACUCAUAAAUACAUGCUCACAUACAUGCCUCAAAUGUUUGUACACAUACAUGACAAACACAGUCGCAUGAACGUUAUAUUUUAGUUUCUCUAUAUGGGUAUUUGUUUUAUUUGCUAUGUGCUACAAUCAUCAAAAUUUAUUAUAAUAUCCGGUCAUAUUUUAAAUAUGAAAUACUACACUCUGAGUGUGUGCAGUUCAGCUCUAUAAGUUCACUUUUUGAAUUGAACUACCUCAUAAGAGGAUUUACACUAUU